Neospora caninum is the source of this 2946-nucleotide messenger RNA. RefSeq lists its product as hypothetical. The transcript has a single exon. The record is from RefSeq and is a predicted model, not a curated record. Bases 1 to 2946 code for a protein of 981 amino acids. NCBI's taxonomy places the organism in Eukaryota, Apicomplexa, Conoidasida, Eucoccidiorida, Sarcocystidae.
AUGCAGACAAGAUCAGAAACGCCAGGAGCGGAUGCGCUUGAAGAACCGGAGCUGCGCGUGAUCCAACACAGCUUCCCCGAGCGCUGGAGUGCGGAAAAAGCUUCAAAUCUCCUCGUUGGGAGUGGAUUCAUGACAGAUUCGCAGACUGUAAGAGACGAGAGGGUUGAUGCUGUAGUCGGGACCUGCUGUGGCCAUCAAGAAAUACUUUCGAAUCAAACCGAACAUGAGUAUGCCAAAGUGCCAAAGGAACAGGGGCAGGCGGUAGAGAGCACACCAAGGGUGCAUAUAAGGGGACUGCAGACAGGAGGCUGCGGGGGUUCGUUCGAGAGUGCGAACGCUAUGCAUCUCCACCUUCCCAAACGGAGCCUUGUAGGCUGGGUCCCGGCGGACGUUUCUCUCGAGCACGGCAGUAGCGAGCAAGAAAGAGCAGUUGCCAAAGAUGACACUUCACGGAAAGGGCCCUUGCCCGUCAGUCAGGAAACUGGGGAGCAACACUCAAGGGAUCAAGAAUACCUUUACGGCAUCACACAGGAUGUUCUGCACUUCCCAGAUGACGACGUAGGCCAGUCCCGAAACGGACAUGCUCAGGUGUCGCUCAAGUCAACGAACUCGGAGGAAAAAGAACAAGAUUGUGACCACCUCCUGGAACGAUUCCGAGCGACUGAGCUAGGAGAUAAUGCGCAAGAACUGAGGGGCAGGAAAGUUGUCAGACACACGGAACGACAGAGACAGUGUACCGAGGAAGCAAGCAUAGCACAGACAAGCCGCACCGCUGAAAGAAAUGGAGAGAAUCCCGUAGAGUUGCUCCUUGACGCAAGUGCGUGUGAUGUGGCGCCGUGCCAGAGUGUUUGGAAGACGGUUCCGUCGUUCUCGACAUCAAACGCGCGGCAUCAGGGGUGUGGCUCCAUCUCUACAAGACAAAGUCCCGUUGCCACAAGCACAUGCCUGAACGAAACCAGCACUACACUGCUUUCCGGUUUUGCACCAGAACUCUGCCAUAUGGAAGACAGCACGGCUCCUGGAGAUGAGGCAGUUGCGGCUGAUCUUCUCCCGCCCGGCGACGUACGUGGCCUGCCUGGGCCUGGAGACGCUGAUUUACAUGGGCACAACCAGACGGUGGAGCGGAAGCUUCUGCAUGAAACAACCGAGACGCAGCAGACAGAAUCAGUCGAUAAAGGUGUUCUUUGGAGGUUUUCGAGUGCUGCUGAAACUGGUAAGACUCCUAGCAAAAACGCACUGGAAGCUGUUACCACUGACUUACACAGAGACCGUUUUCCGCAAGGCGGAGAGACGGCCACCAAUGUGAACGCGGCCAUGGACGGUAACAUUCAAGCAAGAUAUGCACAUGGGUUGGCAGAAGGAAACACAGGAAAACAAACUGUAAAUCAGAGUAGGACUCUUGACGUACUAGGAAUCCCGGAAGAACAGGUGUUCAAGGCAGAGGCCAGCGAGCCGUUGACACGGCCGCAUACAGCGGAGAGUGAGCAGAACAAAGGGUGCCUGUUCGCAACACAGGAGCCGCAGUGUCGACGUCCUAGUUCGCAGGACAACUCCUUUCCCGAGCAGACUCUUCUGCCUACGGUUCAAGAAGAAAACUCCGUAGGUUGGCUGAAUUUAUUGACGAAUGUGCUGCCCGGAGACGGCGGGGGAAAACCAGGCGGAAUAGGCCAGGAAGCCAUGAGCGAAUCUGACCAUGCGGUGCCCGAGAAAAAACUACGGAUGACAAGAUCCUCAAUAUUGCCAACAGGAUUGUCAGACGAGGCGCAGAGCUCCUGUGAUGGGCCAGGAGAGCAGAAAACGGGAAGGAAUGACGGAGACAACGCAAACGUGUCUGACAGGCUUCCGGAAAGGGUAUGGCGAAAGAAGUCUUGGGAAGAAGACACAGACCAUCCAGCAACAGAACCCGAUCAAAAGAAGCCCAAGCUGACGGCUGUAGCAUCUGACAUUUUUUCAGACCCUCGUAAUUCACCGAGUGUUAUCGCAUCUUUGUAUUCAGCGGCUGUUCCAGCUUCUCCACUGUCUUCGCCGCCUUCGGAGUCACGAACGCCUGGUCCGCUGAAGGGGAUGAUAAUGGCAUCGACGCAGGCGUUAGCCAGACGGGCGUCGCGAGAGGAGAACGCAAGGGGGAACGAGCGCGGUUCAAGCCACUCACUGGCAACCAAGAACUCUUUCGACAGCAACAGUACCUGCCAGGUACGACAACGAUGCUUCCAAGACGCCAUUGAGGAAGGGGACUCUCUCACGAAGAGCCUUUCUUCCGACAGACUCGACUGCAGUUGGACCAUUAACAAAAAAGACGACGAAUCUAUGACAUCUGGCCGAGAAAGAAUCAUGGACGAUCCUCCGUCAGGCGAAGGUACGAGACAAAAACGCAGACAGAGGCAGAUGAAGUUGAUCCGCGUUCUGGAUGAAGAUACCAAAGAAAGUGAAGAGCAUGUCGCCGCUAAGGUUUGCCCCCCAUGUGCCGCUGAGCUUCAUAUUCACGGGCAAGAAAGAUUAAUUCGGCUGGUAGCGGGUGCUGGAAGAGGAACCCGGGGACGAGGGCGCAUACGUUGGAAUGCAAAAUCAAAGUGCUCUUUAAUUUCGGCUCCUCAACAAAGCAGAGGAAGAGGGAGAAGUAUACGAAAACGCUUCUUUCUUAGCAGGAAAGACAGUGAAGGAGACGCCUUGACCAAGGCGGAGGUUUGCGUAGACCAACAAAUCAAAUCCCAGGACGCUAGCACCCCCCAAAAAGACACACAGAAGGAAGAAGGAACGGGAACAGAGCGAUGCGACUCGCGAGAAGAGGAAGAGAACGUCGACGAUCAUCAGAUGGGAAAAGAAGAUGAUGGACAGGAGAACAAAGAAAGUGAGCGGCAACCUGGAGGAACAUCCUUGUGGAUCAACCGACUAAGGUCCCUUGCCAGCAGAGAAUCCGAAAGUCAUCAGCAGCCCAGUCGGCAUUAG